Molecule: messenger RNA, 1922 nt
Organism: Selaginella moellendorffii
Lineage: Eukaryota; Viridiplantae; Streptophyta; Lycopodiopsida; Selaginellales; Selaginellaceae
Product: phospho-2-dehydro-3-deoxyheptonate aldolase 1, chloroplastic
Exons: 6
Coding region: 199-1743 (514 amino acids)
Biological process (GO): aromatic amino acid biosynthetic process
Molecular function (GO): 3-deoxy-7-phosphoheptulonate synthase activity
Source: RefSeq, a predicted model, not a curated record
AAUGGGCCAUGGCGUCCACGUUAUACAUGCCCUUGCUGUGACGACUGGGAAUUCCAAGAACCCUAUAAAUAUUUCCCAUCGCUCCAUCACUGGGGCGGAGCGGUAGAUAGGGCUUGGGAGAACGAUCGCUAGAAGAAGAGAUAGCUAGGGAAGCGCGAGGCAGAUUCACAGGCGCGAGCAAGCGAUCAAUCGACCGGCAUGGCGAUUAUCUCCAAGGCCGUUCUCCCAUCCGCCGUUCUCCCGCAAUUGGAGAACAAGAAGACGCAGCUCCUGGUUGGAUCGUCCUCUGGCAUCAGCUAUGGCGGCAGAUCUAGGCGAGCUGGAUUGAAAAUCCAGGCUGUGCACGCCGUGGAGCCGAUUACCGAGGCGCCGACGGUGGCAGCCCCGAUCCCCAAGGGGUGGAGCAAGGAUAGCUGGAAGUCCAAGAAGGCCUUGCAGCUGCCGACUUAUCCCAGCCAGGAGGAGCUGGAGGUGGUGAUCAAGACGCUCGAGAAUUUCCCACCCCUGGUCUUUGCUGGAGAGGCGAGGUCCCUCGAGGAGAAGCUCGGUGAGGCGGCUCUUGGAAGAGCGUUCUUGCUCCAGGGCGGUGACUGCGCUGAGAGCUUCAAGGAAUUCAAUGCCAACAACAUCAGGGAUACUUUCCGGGUGAUCCUCCAGAUGGGAGCCGUUCUUAUGUUUGGUGGACAAAUGCCUGUUAUCAAGGUGGGAAGAAUGGCCGGCCAGUUCGCAAAGCCGCGAUCUAGCGACUUUGAAGAGAAAGAUGGUAUCCGGCUCCCAUGCUACCGUGGAGACAACAUCAACGGUGACGCGUUUGAUACGAAGUCGAGGACCCCCAAUCCGGAGAGGAUGACUCGAGCCUACUGCCAAGCUGCUGCUACUCUCAACUUGCUGCGAUCUUUUGCCACGGGAGGUUAUGCCGCCAUGCAAAGAGUCACUCAGUGGAACCUCGAUUUCACCUCCGACAGUGAACAGGGUGGAAGAUACAAGGAGCUUGCGAAUCGUGUCGACGAGGCUUUGGGAUUCAUGUCAGCUUGCGGGCUUACGAUCGAUCACCCGAUCAUGACGUCGACUGAGUUUUGGACCUCUCACGAGUGCUUACUGCUACCAUACGAGGAAGCCUUGACUCGCCAGGACUCGACGAGCGGCCUCUGGUACGACUGCUCGGCGCAUAUGUUGUGGAUUGGAGAGCGCACGCGACAACUCGACGGAGCACACAUUGAGUUCCUCCGAGGAGUAGCAAAUCCCAUUGGUGUCAAGGUAAGUGACAAGAUGGACCCCAACGAGCUGGUCAAGCUCAUCGACAUCCUGAAUCCUCAAAACAAGCCCGGCAGGCUGACUGUCGUUGUCCGCAUGGGAGCCGAGAAGCUGAGGAUGAAACUUCCGCACCUCAUUCGCGCUGUUCGCACGGCCGGCCAGAUCGUGACUUGGGUGAGCGAUCCCAUGCACGGGAACACCAUCAAAACUCCGAGCGGAUUGAAAACCCGUCCUUUCGACUCGAUCCGGGCCGAGCUGAAAGCUUUCUUCGACGUUCACGACCAGGAAGGAAGCCAUCCCGGCGGCGUGCACCUGGAGAUGACCGGGCAGAACGUCACCGAGUGCAUCGGUGGGAGCAAAUCUGUGCUGCUGGAGAACCUGUCCGAUCGCUACCACACUCACUGCGACCCCCGGCUCAACGCCUCGCAGUCUCUGGAGCUGGCCUUCAUCAUCGCCGAGAGACUACGAAAGAGAAGAUUGGGCUUGUAAGUAAGCAGCAAGAACACCAUAGCUACAAGCUAUGGAGAUUUGUGGAUAGCUUUGCAAGUCACUAGAAGGAGGGAGAAGGAGACGCUACUUUAAUUCUAUCUUAGUAGGAGAUAGUAUGGAUUUUUGGAUUGACCACCACCCACCAUAAUAUCUAAAGAAGAUAAAACGCGUUUGAUGCA